Molecule: messenger RNA, 6813 nt
Organism: Canariomyces notabilis
Lineage: Eukaryota; Fungi; Ascomycota; Sordariomycetes; Sordariales; Chaetomiaceae
Product: ketoacyl-synt-domain-containing protein
Exons: 4
Coding region: 1-6813 (2270 amino acids)
Biological process (GO): fatty acid biosynthetic process; secondary metabolite biosynthetic process
Molecular function (GO): fatty acid synthase activity; 3-oxoacyl-[acyl-carrier-protein] synthase activity; phosphopantetheine binding
Source: RefSeq, a predicted model, not a curated record
AUGUCUCCGGCGAAACCGGUAUCUAAGCCCAUCGGCAUUGUUGGGGCGAGUUGCCGCUUUGCUGGAGGCGUCACGAAUCCGAGCAAGCUGUGGCAGCUCCUCGCUAACCCGACGGAUUUGAGCCAAAAGAUUCCCGCCAACCGCUUCAACAUUGAGGCAUUCUUCCAUCCGGACGGCGAAUAUCACGGCACCACCAACUCGCCCAAGGCCUAUUUUCUCGACCAGGAUCACCGCGUCUUUGACUGUAGCUUCUUCAACAUCGCCCCCAAGGAGGCUGAGGCCAUGGACCCCCAGCAGCGCAUGCUUCUCGAGGUCGUCUACGAGGCUUUGGAGUCCGCGGGAUACACGUUGCGCCAGUACUCGGGAAAGAAAGUUGGUGUGUUCGCCGGUCUCAUGACCGCAGACUAUGACACGCUCUUGCAGCGUGACGAGUUGGACAGCAGCCAGUAUUAUGCCACCGGCAAUGCGCGUUCGAUCCUCUCCAACCGUAUCUCGUAUUUUUUCAACUUCACUGGCCCCUCAAUGACCCUUGACACGGCCUGCUCCUCUAGUCUUGUCGCUCUUCACCAAGCCGUCUUGAGUCUGCGGUCGGGCGAGUGCGAGAUGGCCUGCGUGGCUGGCUCGAAUCUUAUUCUUACCCCCGAGCAAUUCAUCGCCGAAUCCAAUCUCCAUAUGCUAAGCCCUUCCGGCCAUUGUCGCAUGUGGGAUGCCGGCGUCGAUGGCUAUGCCCGUGGCGAAGGAGUCGCUGCUGUCCUUGUCAAACCCCUGAGCAGUGCCCUGCGCGACGGAGAUCGGAUUGAAGCCAUCAUUCGCGAGACGGGCGUCAACUCGGAUGGCCGUACCCUCGGAAUCACCAUGCCAAACUGGCAAGCCCAGUCGCAAUUGAUCCGGGACACGUACAACCGGGCCGGUCUGGACCCGAAGAAUCCGGAGGAUCGUUGCCAGUACUUUGAAGCCCAUGGCACCGGGACCAGCGCCGGCGAUCCCACCGAGGCGCAUGCCAUUGAAGACGCCUUCUUCGGUCCUAUCAACCAUCUCUCUCCGAAGAAAGCAGCGGAGACUAAGAUACUCGUCGGAUCUAUAAAGACGGUAAUUGGCCAUACCGAGGGCGCAGCUGGCCUGGCCGGUCUGCUCAAGGUGGUUGAGAGCAUGCGCAACGGCUCGGUGCCGCCCAAUCUUCAUCUGGACAAGCUUAGCCCAGCGGUGGAGAAGUUCUAUACCAAUCUGCUCGUCCCAACUGACCCUAUUGCGUGGCCCGAACCUCCUACGGGUCGUCCGAAGCGCGGCAGCGUCAACUCGUUUGGUUUCGGAGGCACCAAUGCGCAUGCCAUUGUCGAGCAGUACAUCCCAUACAUUCAUAAUCCCAUCGCUAGGCUCUUUCGUCCGGGUCUUAAGGUGCGAGAACUCGCAUGCAAUCAAGUCGAUCGUCCGAAGCAAGACCAAGUGUGGCUUCCCCUUCUCUUAUCCGCUACGUCCCAGACAUCGCUGGGCGCGCUUGCGCGCACGUAUCGGGCCUACAUUCACUCCUCGUCGCCAAACCUUGGAGAGCUUGCCUGGCAUUCUUUUGCUCGGCGGACUGCUUUUCCCUUCCGCCUUUCUCUUGCCGCUGGGUCCGUCUCGGGCCUCGUCGAUCAACUCGACUCCAUCAUAUCCAAGGCUCAGAAUCAGUCCGCAGAUACAAUCGGGACACGCGUUCGGCAGGUGGAUGAGAGCCCCAAGAUCCUGGGCAUCUUUACCGGCCAGGGCGCUCAAUGGGCCACCAUGUGUCGCCGCUUGCUACAGACCAGCAAAGUCUAUGCCCGAACAAUUCGCGCUCUCGACGACAUCCUGCGCUCCUGCCGGGACCCGCCCUGGUGGACUCUAGAGGAGCAGAUCAUGGCGGAGGACAGCAUGUCAAUGGUGCACAAGGCCUCGGUCUCGCAACCCCUCUGCACUGCAAUCCAGCUGGCCUUUGUGGACCUUCUCCGGGAUCUUGGAAUAACCUUUCGUGCUGUCGUCGGCCAUUCGUCUGGCGAGAUUGCCGCGGCCUAUGCCGCCGGCAGAGUUUCCCUCCGCGAAGCCAUUCUCAUCUCGCACUACCGAGGCCUGAGCGUACACAUGGCCGGUGGCGCUAACGGGGCCAAGGGGGGUAUGCUUGCCGCGGGGCUGUCGAAGGCUGAGGCCGCCGAGCUGUGCGCAAUGGAGGAAUACUGCCGUGGCCUCUUCCUCGCAGCCAGCAACGCCCCGUCUAGCGUUACGCUCUCGGGCGAUCUUGACCUGGUCAGGCAUGCCCAUGAUUAUCUGACCAAGCAGCAGAAGUUCUGCAGGCUCCUGUUCGUCGAUGCUGCUUACCACUCCCCGCACAUGGAACGGCCCGCGGUGAAGUACUUGAAAGAUCUGAAAGCUUGCAACAUCUUACCCUCCAUGGAGGGCAAUGGUACUGUGUGGGUUUCCAGCGUUUCUGGCGAGAACAAGCCCUCGGCAGAAGCCCUCUCGGCGUCCUACUGGAGAGACAACAUGGUCAAUCCGGUUCUUUUCUACGAGGCAAUUAGCACCACUCUGGACAACUUCGGUCCUUUCGACUGUGCCAUCGAGGUUGGACCCCACCCCGCGCUCAAAGGGCCUGUCGUCCAGAUUAUGAAGGAAAAGAACGGCACCGAGAUCCCGUACUUGAGCGUCCUUAACCGGACGAUGGAUGACCGACAAUCGUUUGCCGAGUUCCUCGGUCAGAUGUGGACGCAUUUCGACUCGUCUCAUUCGCAAAUCCGCCAAUUCGUUCUCGGUUCAGUCCAGCCAGAACUUGUCGACAGCCGGCUGGACAAUGCCCCCUUUUACCCCUGGGACCACUCCCUUGUUCACUACCGGGAAUCGCGCAUCUCUCGGCAGUAUCACUUCAAGACGGGUAAGCCGCACGAGCUACUCGGCGUCCGUACUCGGGAUGACAACAAACACCAGCUCCGAUGGCGUAACAUCUUGAAACUCGAAAAGCUCGAGUGGGUCAAACAUCACAGCUUCCAGGGCCAGGCGCUGCUCCCGGCUUCGGCUUAUCUCGUUAUGGCCUUGGACGCGGCACGCGUGGCCUUAUCAAGCCGGUCGGCUACCCUUGUUGAGCUACAGGACCUGCAGUUCCCAAGAGGCAUUGUCUUAGAGCCGGAUACCAACGGUGUAGAGGUUUUGUUCUCUCUGACUAUCGAGAACGAGACAGAGGAGAGUAUCGAGGCAUCGAUUUCUCUUACCUCCACUGUGGCGAACGAUCGCACCGACAUGAAAAAGAACUUCUCGGGAAGGCUCAUGAUUACUAUCGGGUCUCCGUCCACAGCGGCGUUGCCAUCCCGGGCCACAGUGAGGGCAGAGACGCUGCCUGCCAGCCCGGAAGCCUUCUACGCCAUGAUAGCUGGAACAGGCCUGGAAUACACGGGACCAUUCAAAGGACUGCAGACGCUUGAGCGUCGCUAUAACUUCUCGUCAGGGACAUUGAGAAAGCUUCAUUUGCAGGAUUCGACGAACCUUCCCAUCAGCCCCGCGACGCUCGACAGUUGCCUGCAAACAGCCUUUGUCACAAUCUCCUCUCCAGGAGACGGCACGAUUUGGACUUCGUUCUUGCCUCUUCAUAUCGACUGUGUGCGCUUCAACACGGCCAUUUGCGACAUCGAGACCCCUGAAGACUCGCUUGCUGUCGACGCGUACUUGACCAAGGCAGCACCGUUUACGCCAAAGACGCCUGCUUCAUUCACAGCGGACAUUGAGAUCUUCAACCCUCAGGGCGACAUGGAGAUCCAGAUCCAGGGGUUGACCGUUGGCUCCAUCAGCUCAACCAAGCCCGAGGCAGACUAUGGACUGUAUCUGACGACGAAAUUCGAUAUUGAUCCGGACCAUGAGAUUGUCGCUGGAGAUGUCAAUAAGAUGUGCGGCCCAUCUAUGCUUGGCGAGAGCUGCGAGAGGGUCGCAUCCUUCUACGUACACCGACCCGUUUCCGGUCAAGGAUCUGGUAAACUGAACCAUUGGUCUGGGGAGACGGACCAGACCCUGGACAGAUUCAUUCGAGCGUCUCCAUACUUCCGGACGCUGAGCAUCAUUCGUUGGCUCGGGCACAACAAACCCGACGUGGUAGAGGGCAUGCUGCCUUCUAUCAUCAGAGAAGCGCAUCACCUGGCCGAGUUCCAAAAACAUGUGUCGCGUGUUGUGCAGCAAAUCACCCACAAGUACCCGCGAAUCAAUGUUCUGGGGCUGACGGACCGCGAGCUUGGCCUCUCCGAGCAUGUCCUCGAAGGUCUAGCGGACUCGUUCUUGUCGUACCGGAUCGGGGCAAAGCCCGAGGACAACCUCGGAGACCGCAUCCCACUCAGCGACACGCUCCGGAAGAAGAUCGCCGUAGACGAGUUUGACUUGAACACAGAGGAACCCGCGACCGGGGUAGCCUACGACCUUGUCAUCCUUACGACUUCUCUCAUCCAGAGCGGAAAGACAGCCACCGCGUUCAAAAAAAUACGGAACACAAUGCGGCCUGGCGGCUUUUUGAUCCUUGUUGAUGUGUCCAAGAAUCCGCUCGAGGACCACAUUCAGGAACUAGUAACUGGCCGUGGCCCCUCGAAGAAAGCCACCGCUAUGUCGCCGCCGUAUUGGCCGGAUCUACUCGACCGAUGCGGAUUUGAGGGCACGAUGAGGAGGUCAAACCAGUACUACCCACCGGGGUUUUCGUUGAUUGUUCGCCAAGCUGGCUCGCACGAAAAGAGCUUGUUGCUUCACCCUCUCGCCGACCUGAGCGACUCUCGCUUAACUGAUACCUUGCUGGUUAUCGGCGGAAAACAAGACACAGCGAGCCGCAUCUCUUCGCUGGUGUGUUCUGCCCUUAGGGACCGUUGUGGCGCGGUCAAGGCGAUUGACAUGCUCGACAAUCUUCAUGCUCUGUCCGCCGCUUCUUCCUCGGCCGUGAUCAUCCUCGGCGAUCUCGACGAACCGAUUCUUGCAACCAUGACGGAGAAGCGGAUGGACUCUCUUCGAGCCCUGUUCAGGCCGGAGAUGAUCAUCUUGUGGGUCACUCACAACGCCAGAUUCCACAAUCCCGACCAUGCUGCUUCGUUCGGAUUUACGCGUACCUUGGCAGCGGAGACUCCGGGUUUGGUGUUGCAAGUUCUUGACCUUGACGACCUCAACUUCGACCUCGCAAGCAAGACCAUUGUUGAAACGUUCGCUCGACUCACGAGACAUAACCUGAUCAACGGGGAGAGCAACAACACUAUCCCCACUCCUCUCUGGACAAACGAGAGGGAGGUUCACGUUGAGCAGGGUCGCCGCUUCGUUCCGCGAGUCGUUCCCUGGAAAGAGGGUAAUGACCGUGUCAACGCCCCGCGAAGGGUGGUGUCCAACAAUGUCAACACCCUGGACCAUGUUGUCCAGAUCGUGAAAGCUCAUUCCGAGGUCGAUUCUAACCACUAUGAGAUCACCGUUGGGGGCGCCUUGAUUUGGAACAUGCUUCCCAGUUCCAGCAGGGUUUCGCAGACUUUGGCCCAAUGUUUGCCGGCGAACUGCCAGUACAACCCUCGCUUGCCGCUCGUGGACUCGGACCACCCGUUCCCUCCCGAUGCCGUCAAGAUACUGGCAGCGCUUUGGAACGAGGCGGUGUCUUUUUCGUGCUCCAAGGCCGUGCCGGAGCUGACCCAGGUCGAUCAACCCAUGGUGUCAGUCGCUGAUCUCCUUCAAUCGACGGACCCGACCCAGCCUCCUUUCCAAAUCAUCGACUGGAAAGCUGAGCGCAACGUUUCGCAGAUCGUCAAGCCAUUGGCGGGCACCAAACUGCUGAGCCCUAACAAGACCCGAAACCCGCCCAAGACCGCGCCCAAGUGGCAGACUGAGCUUUGCGCCAGAGGCAUGGUAAUCCGCUUCGAGGCGCUCGACGUGACCGACCUCGACCAGGUGACGGCCUUCAAAACCCGACUCGCAGCAACUCUCCCUCCGGUGGGCGGAGUCGUCAACGGGGCGAUGGUCCUCGAAGACGGCGUCUUUUCGCAGAUGACGCUGGCCAGCCUGCAGCGCGUGAUGCGCCCCAAAACUGUCGGCUCCUCCAAUCUCGACCAGGUCUUCAACAGCCCAGACAUGGAAUUUUUCAUCAUGACGUCCUCCUUCGCAGCUAUCGGCGGCCACGCGGGCCAGUCCAACUAUGCCGCGGCCAACAUGUACAUGAACGGGCUUGCCGCGUCGCGGCGCCGUCGGGGUUUGCCGGGGUCCGUCCUCAACAUCGGCGUCAUCUACGGCCUGGGCUUCCUGCACCGCGAGCGGGACGUCCUGUACGAGGGCCUUGAGCGCGAGGGCUACCCGCCCAUCUCGGAACGCGAUAUCCACCACAUGUUUGUUGAGGCCAUCGUUGCCGGCAGACCGGAACCCGGUCAGGUCUACGACAUUACCACCGGCCUGCGCCGGUUUGACGCGGGCAAUCCCACCCUACACUGGCACUUUGAUCCUCGCUUCUCACAUUUCAGCCGGCUGGAGGAUGAUGCGGGCAACCAGGCAAUGGCUGGGGCUCAGGGUGCCUCGCAGCAGCGCGGGUUGAAGGAGCUUGUUGAUGCGGCGGCUUCGAGGGAGGAGAUUGUUGAGGUGUUGGUCAAGGGUUUUAUUGAGUGGCUGCAGAGCAAGCUGCAAUUGGCGGAAGGGAGCGUGACGGGCGAUCACAGUCCUGUCGAGGUUGGGGUUGAUUCGCUUGCCGCGGUGGAGAUUCGCUCAUGGAUCUGGAAAAGCCUGGCCCUGGACGUGGCUGUUAUGAAGAUCCUGAGCGGAGCGAGCAUUAUGAAGCUGUGUCGUGAUAUGGCAGACACAGUGUUGCGAGGCAGAAAGCAGUAG